AUUUUUUGAUUCGCCGUCCUAUUCCAACUACUAUUCGGCGUUUUUCGAUUAUCAUCUCUCUUUAUUUUCGUGUGUUUUUGGCGCAAUUUAUUGUUUUUCCUUUUUCUCUCCGCCUAUCAUCGUGACGCCGUCCUGCGACCUGCGUCAGCGUCUUACUCUUUCCGCACCGCAAGUGCGCGCUUACACAUUACGUUCGUUGGCGAACUUUGCAAAGUCUUCCGGUGAAAUCUCUGGUGCCCAUCGUUCGUGCCGCCGCUACGAAACGCACACCGUACCAACUACAACGGACAGACAAUAGCAAUUAUUAGCGUAUUAGCAUCUACCUGCAAAAAUAAUGGGAGACAAGGAAGGUGAUACGUUUGACGAGGCGGUCGAGGAGCGUGUCAUCAACGAAGAAUACAAGAUAUGGAAGAAGAACACGCCGUUCUUGUACGACUUGGUCAUGACUCACGCACUAGAGUGGCCGUCGCUCACCGCUCAAUGGCUCCCAGACGUUACUCGUCCGGAAGGUAAAGAGUAUUCUAUACACCGUUUAAUACUUGGUACUCAUACUUCAGAUGAGCAAAAUCAUUUAUUAAUUGCUAGCGUUCAGUUACCUAAUGAAGAUGCUCAAUUUGAUUCUUCUCAUUAUGAUGGAGAAAAACAAGAAUAUGGUGGAUUUGGUUCUGUAAGCGGUAAAAUCGAAAUUGAAAUUAAAAUCAACCACGAAGGUGAGGUAAAUCGAGCUCGUUACAUGCCUCAAAAUCCAUGUGUGAUUGCUACCAAAACACCAUCAAGUGAUGUAUUAGUAUUUGAUUAUACCAAACAUCCAUCAAAGCCUGAUCCAAAUGGAGAAUGUCAACCAGAUUUAAGAUUAAGAGGUCAUCAAAAAGAAGGAUAUGGUUUAUCAUGGAAUCCCAAUUUAAAUGGAUAUUUGUUAAGUGCAUCUGAUGAUCAUACCAUAUGUCUAUGGGAUAUUAAUGCCACUCCCAAAGAACAUAGAGUUGUUGAAGCUAAAACUAUUUUUACUGGACAUACUGCUGUUGUUGAAGAUGUCGCUUGGCAUUUAUUGCAUGAAUCAUUGUUUGGUUCUGUUGCUGAUGAUCAAAAACUUAUGAUUUGGGAUACGCGUGCAAACAAUACAAGUAAACCAUCACAUACUGUUGAUGCUCACACUGCUGAAGUUAAUUGUUUAUCGUUUAAUCCGUAUUCAGAAUUCAUUUUAGCUACAGGAAGUGCUGAUAAAACUGUAGCCUUAUGGGAUUUAAGAAAUCUCAAAUUGAAGCUGCAUUCCUUUGAAUCACAUAAAGAUGAAAUAUUCCAAGUACAAUGGUCACCACAUAAUGAGACUAUAUUAGCAUCUAGUGGUACAGAUAGACGUUUACAUGUUUGGGAUUUGAGUAAAAUAGGUGAAGAACAGUCUCCAGAAGAUGCUGAUGAUGGCCCGCCAGAACUUUUGUUCAUCCAUGGUGGCCAUACAGCUAAAAUAUCAGACUUCUCCUGGAAUCCCAAUGAACCAUGGGUUAUAUGUUCAGUUUCAGAAGACAAUAUUAUGCAGGUGUGGCAAAUGGCUGAAAAUAUUUAUAACGAUGAAGAACCAGACGCUAGCAGUCCUGAAGUAGAUGCACCUGUUCCUUAAACUUUGUACAUGUUUAAUUAAUUUUAUCAACAUUACUUUAAGCAUAACAUAAUAAUGGUCUUUUUUUUUAAAAUUAUUCAAUAUGCCAUCUAAAAUGUACAUAAAAGCACUGAGUAUAUUAAAUUCUAUUCACGUCAUCCUUGUAAUUUGUACAAUAUAUUAUUUUAUCAUGUAUCUUACAUUUUGAUAAUUUAUUGUUUUAUAAUAUUGUGCAUAGAUAAUAUAUUCUGAAUAAUUGUACCAUUAAACAAAUCCAUUGAUUUUUAAUGAAUGUAGGUAAUUAUUAUCUUUUUUAUUUAUUAUUAUUAUUUUUUUUUUUAUAUUAUAUAUGAACGAUUUUGGAAUAAACAACUCAAAAUAGUAAUAUACUCUGAAAAAGUAUUUAUUUUUAUUAUUGUACUACAAGUGAAAAUGAAAAACCAAACGAUUUAAAAAAAUAAUAACAAACAAUGAAUAGUUAUUUUAAGUACGCAUGCGAAAUGAAAGUAUUUUUAAUCUAUGACCAUAUUGUCUUAAUUUUAUAAAAAAAAAAUAUAUAUUAUAUUUUAUAUAUGUGUGUACCUAUUUAAUACACAUUAAUUCAUUUUAAACGGAGCUAUUUCAUCUAUAAAUUAUCACAAUCUUUUCAUUACAAUCAUAAAUGUUAACAAAGAAAAACUCCUUUGGGGUUAUUUGACCCUCGGGACUUUUUCUGAUUAGGAACAAAAAAAAAAAAUAUACAAAUUUAUAUAAUGGUUAAAAAAAGAACUAAGUUUAAACUUAACAUAUUAUGUCUUAAUAUUAAUUUGUUCGUUUUGACUUUAAGUUUCUUAGAUUUUAUGUGUCUAUUACCACAAAGAGACUGAUACAGAUGAAAUGCAAAAAAAAAAAACAACUUAAAAUUGGAAGAUCAAAAUAACAAAAUAAAUAAAUUGAAGUAGAAGCACCCCAUUGGUCAAGAACUGAGAAAAAAUAACAAAA
Molecule: messenger RNA, 2578 nt
Organism: Acyrthosiphon pisum (pea aphid)
Lineage: Eukaryota; Metazoa; Arthropoda; Insecta; Hemiptera; Aphididae
Gene: Caf1-55
Product: chromatin assembly factor 1 p55 subunit
Exons: 9
Coding region: 335-1618 (427 amino acids)
Molecular function (GO): protein binding
Source: RefSeq, a predicted model, not a curated record